Molecule: messenger RNA, 2764 nt
Organism: Danio aesculapii
Lineage: Eukaryota; Metazoa; Chordata; Actinopteri; Cypriniformes; Danionidae
Product: GTPase IMAP family member 8-like
Exons: 5
Coding region: 114-1583 (489 amino acids)
Molecular function (GO): GTP binding
Source: RefSeq, a predicted model, not a curated record
AGGAAGUGAAAGCAAGUGAAAUGCUUGGAACUGAAAUUCGCGUUUCGUCGCUAAUGCAUUGAGGGUUUAUUAUAUAUCAAGACAAUAAGACACAAUGGAUAAGGUGAUCUGAAAUGAACAACGAAAUGCAGAGUGGAUCUUCACCUCCACAUUGUCACUUGGUCCUGCUUGGACAGGUCGGGGCUGGAAAAAGUUCCUCAGGAAAUACGAUACUGGGACAAAGAAUAUUUCAUUCAAAAAAAAGUUUAAAUGCAGUAACACAAGAUGUUCAGAGAGCCUCUGUGACAAUUAACGGCCUCAGUGUGGAUAUUUAUGACACCCCUGGGUUUUUAGGUCCUGGGGUUCAGAAUGAAGAGAUUGAGGGAAAAUGCCAGAAGCUUCUGCAGUUGAAUUCGUCAGCCCCCACUGUGUUUCUGUGGGUGAUCAGCACUGAUAGAUUUGCAGAACAAGAGAAGAAAGCUGCUGAUUUAGUUUUAAGUUUUUUAGGAAUUAAUAAUUUGCAGAACACUUGGAUUAUCUUCACUAAAGGAGAUGAGCUGGAGAGCGAUGAAAACACCAUUGAACAGUACAUGGAGGACUCAGAAGAGCUCAAAGAGCUGGUGCUGAAACUGAACAACCAGUAUCUGGUUUUUAACAACAAACAGAGUCUAAGUAACAGGAAGCAAGCUGAAGAGCUAAUGAGGAAAAUUAAGCAUAACGGAAAAACUAACGGGAUAAUUGAAACUGACCUGAGUUUUGCUCAAGAUCAGCUGAGCCACACAGAGCAGCAGCCGGUGGGGGAGCCACCUAACAGAGAUCAGAGCUGCUCUUCACCCACUGCAGCAGCUACCCAGACCCCUCUGUCUGAUGGGAACAACAAUCUCCCUCUUCGUAAAAUAAUGCUUCUAGGGAAGACUGGUGUUGGGAAAAGUGCAACAGGAAACACCAUCCUGGGAAUAGAAGUAUUCCGAUCUGAGAAAGAUGUGAAUGCUGUAACUACGGAGAGCAGUGUGAAAGACUCGAAUGUAUUUGGGAGGAAAGUGUCUGUGAUCGACACGCCUGGAUUCUUUGACACAAAACUGGAGGAAAACCAGCUAGCCAAAGAGUUUGGAAGCAGUUUGUGUCAGGCUGAAGGAGGUAUUGAUGCUUUCCUUCUCAUCUUUGAAUACGGUCGGUUCACAAAGCAGGAGGCAAACAUGUUGAAGCGUGUAGAGACUGUGUUUGGAAAACAUGUGACCAAGCACAUUAUCAUCGUUUUCACCCAUGGAGAUGAAUGUGAUCGUGAAAAAUUAGAUUCAGGCAUACACAAGAACGAAUUUCUCUCUGGUGUGAUCAAUAAAUGUGGGCAGAGAUAUCACAUCAUUGAUAACAAAGAUAAUAACAGUGAUCAAGUUAGUCAACUACUUCAGAUGAUUGACUCAAUGCAAGAAGCUCAUGGGGAAGGAUGCUACACCAAUGAGAUGUUGAAAAUUGCAAAUAUGGGUUCACUUGAAUACAUCUGGCACAAAUUGAAGGAAAUAUUAAAGAAGGCAAUACAAAUUCUUUCUGGCUCCAGUAAUAAAGAGAUGCCUGAUCCUGCUCAAAUAAAGCCACUGCUCACAUAGGCCCUGAUUGACACUGUCGGUCCUGAUCUGCUCCAUAAAUCUGAAUACUUUUGACAGUCCAUUCAUGUGUUCUAUCAAUGGGCUAUACGCACACAGACUUUUAAUUUCAGUCAGCCAGCCCUAGGGCUUGUGAUGAAUUGUCAUCCCAUAAAAAAAUUGCAGCGUUUAAGAUCUGAUUUCUUUUAAAAAAUCAGCGAUCUUCACUGCCUGGCUGAGAUACAAUAUAAAAUCUGGAAAUGAAUUUUAGCCCAGUGGAGUUUCAGUGCUCACCUGCUGCUCCUGAUGGCACCUGUGUUUAAACAGUCUCUUUUUAUGUUUUAACAACCAAAUGGAUGCUUAAGUCUAUUUAACUGAAUAUAUUUGACUUACAUUACAACAUCGAUGCUGUAAAAGGAACUGUAUGAAAUUAAAAAUAGCCGCACAAGUCAUUUACUGGAAGUUCAUUGGCUGAAAAACAGUAGCUGUGCAUAUAGCUCAUUGAGAUCCACAUCCAGUUUUACACCUGAUGUAUCUUCACACAUGGUUUAAAAGUGGUUCUUGCACCAUGCACUGGCCUAGAUGGACUAAUGUGAAAUAUGCUUGAUGCUUGACAUUUGCCAAACAUCCCCAUGAUUCUGAGGCAGUGAGGGCAGCAUGUAUAUGCACAUGUAGUUUCACUUUAUUGGUCCUUACGGAAAUAUUGUUUGUAUCUGUGGCAACUCAAGUAAUCAGCAAGUGUUAGCAAUACUCCAUACUUACCGAUUGACAUAUCGUCUGCAUAUUUGAUUUUGAAUACUUGAAGUAUAUUAAGAAGUGUUUUUAAAGUCAGAUAUUUUUGGCCUACAUUAUAUUAUUUAGAUUAUAUGUUUAGAUUAUAUAUUAGAAUAUUUAGCUUGUUUAAAGGAAAAAUUCACGUAAUUUUGAUUCAUUGUUUCUGAAAAAACAAAACAUAUCACCUGUGGACUUGACGGUGUUGCUAAAAGUGAAGUAGUUGCUCCUUGUAAGUUACAAGUGCUACAAUUGUACAUUACAAUUACUUGUAAGCUACUUGUUUGUUUGCUUGUCUUUAAAUAGACUCUUGGGAGUCCUUUUGUUAAACGUGGAUGCCAGAUUUAUGUUUCCUUAAUUUCUCCUGGUUUUGAACUAGAGAGGUAGGGACAAAAUAACAGAAAUAAAAAAUACGAAACUACUCCUGUCUUCCC